This is a messenger RNA of Penicillium cataractarum, 807 nucleotides long. It is a transcript of the gene arp2, whose product is annotated as hydroxynaphthalene reductase arp2. Gene Ontology annotation, molecular function: oxidoreductase activity. The coding region runs from base 1 to 807 and encodes 268 amino acids. The transcript is spliced from 2 exons. The record is from RefSeq and is a predicted model, not a curated record. Lineage: Eukaryota; Fungi; Ascomycota; Eurotiomycetes; Eurotiales; Aspergillaceae.
AUGGUUAUGGCCAACCCCAACCCCGCUCCUGCCGAGCUCACCGGUAAAGUCGCCCUGGUAACAGGUGGCAGUCGCGGCAUCGGAUCAGGAAUUGCCCUCGAGCUGGCCAAGAAAGGAGCCUCUGUGGCAAUCAACUAUGCCAGGGACCCCGCAUCCGCCGAGAAGAUGGUCCACGAGAUCAAGAGCCUAGGUGUUCACGCGGCCGCCUUCCAGGCCGACUUGACCAAGAUCGAGGCCAUCGAGCACCUCUUCCGCGAAGUAGUCUCCCACUUCGGUCAAUUGGACAUUGUGGUUUCGAACUCUGGAACUGAAAAGUUCGUCUCCUUGGCUGAUACGACCAUCGAAGACUUCAAUGAUGUCUUUGACCUGAACACUCGCGCCCAGUUCUUCGUCGCCAAGAACGCCUACGAUUAUAUCCAGCCUGGCGGACGCGUGGUGCUCAUGUCUUCCAUCGCCGCCGGUGUCGGUGUCCCCGGACACUCGCUGUAUGCAGGCAGCAAGAGCGCUGUCGAGGGUUUCACGCGCUGCUUCGCUGCGGACUUUGGCAAGAAGCGCUGCACUGUGAAUGCCAUUGCACCUGCCGGUAUCAAGAGUGACAUGUGGUUGAAGAACUCGUGGCGUUAUGCUCCUGGUUGUGAUCAGAACUCUUCUCUUGAGGAUAUUGAGCAGGCUCUGGCCAAUGGUAGCCCCUUGAAGCGGUGCGGUGUUCCGGCUGAUAUUGGCCGUGUCGUGGCAUUCCUUGCUAGCCCCGCGGGAGAAUGGAUCAACGGUCAAAUCAUUCCGUUGAAUGGUGGUGCCAACAUUUGA